AUCAGCCAAGUGCUAGAAUGUUUAAAGGCUGCUAUUUUCUGUCCUCAGUUCAUUCGCCAAACAUCAGGCAUCACAACAGCAAAGGUGUGGACUGUCGUGAAGUCUGAGACAUUUUGAUAAGUUCAUUCGCCUAACAUCAAGCAUCACAACAGCAAAGAUGGCUUUUGGUCUUCACUUGGUGUUGCUCUUGUGUGGCAUUAGUGGACUGUUCACUGGAACUUGUGCUCGUGCUAUAAAGAAAGAUCAGUCUUGCCCUCCAGGCUGGACUCAGUUGGACGACCGCUGUAUAAUCUUUCAAAAUGAGGCAUUAAAUUUCCAACUUUCCGAGAUUGUCUGCAACAUUCUUGGUGGAAACCUGGUUUCAAUCCACAAUGAUCUGGAAAAUGAAGUAGUUCGACACGUGAUUCUGGCAGGGGCUGGAUCUUUUCAGCGUUCUUGGAUUGGGCUCCAUGACCGGGUUGUGGAUGGAAAUUUUUUGUGGACAGACGGCUCACCCUUUGAUUUCAAUGACUGGGCGAAUAACCGGCCGAGAGUGGAUACAAAUCAAGACUGUGCAGAAAUAAACUUUCGAGAUGAACCCUGGAGUGAUCUUGGGUGUGGUGCGCGAAGAUCCUUUGAGUGUGCCAUGACAACAAGGUCAUUUCCUCAGCAUUGGCGCAUUUAGCCAAUUUUUCAGUACCCCCAAAAAUUAAUCCCAACACCCCUUAAAUUUGAGAGAUUUUGUUUUCCGACCUGGACUCGCAUCAAAUGUGUGACAUUUUGAAAAUACUGUAUAUGUGCAUCCGAGGUGAGGAAAUAUGAAACAUGACUUUUGCCAGUCGGUGUCGUGAAGUCUGAGAAAUUUUGAAAAGGUAUGACCAUCGAGAGUAAAGUUUCAACGGCUUUUGUUGUCACGGCAAAUCAACAGAAUUCGCCACACCGUCACGGCCACUCCCUCUGCUGAAAUAUCACAAUUAUUAGUAUAAAGCAUGAUCAACAACGUCUUGAAGCUUUACUGACAAAAUUUCAGGGGGAACUGGUCAACGUGGUCGACGCAAUACAGUAAACUGUAAAAGAUCAUAUUUCUUGUCGCCACUAUGUGCUGCUAUACGUAUAGCAAAAAAAAAAUUUGUCAUAUAGACGUCUUUAGGUUGUGACUACAAUGAAACAUGAUGUUUGGGAUUUUUGGGAGCCUUACACAGGGGAGUUAUUAAGCAUUUGGUCUUUUGUGGAGGAUAUUUGAUAUGCAAAUUUGGAUGCCCUGCCCCCGUCGUAGUAUGGUAGGAAAAAAAAAGCUUUUAAGAACUUUUAACAUCCCAGGUCUUGAGAUGGUACAGGCCAAGUUUAAAGUCAAUUGAAUGAAACCUCUAGGACAAGUUUGCAAAAGUAUCACCUCUGUAAAUGUGCAGAAAUCGUCCAAAAGUGUACAUUCAAAGAAAUCAUAACUCACUUCCUUUUGAUUUUAGAAUAUGGCUUCUGCUGAGUUUUUUUUUUUAUUUAGUUUUUAACUACUAAUUACCGUAGCUCUAUGGCAAACAUACGGCCAAUUGUGCUAUAUACGGGGUGCUACAGAGGCUUUUUGUUUUGUAAUUGUGAAUGACAACACCAGGCCCAAUGUAUGUGCAAAUUUUUUUUCAUUUUGGGGCGUGUUUACGCCCUCAAAAAUGCAAUUCAUUGAAAGAAUAAAAAUGGUUUCUACAAUG
Phycodurus eques (leafy seadragon) is the source of this 1682-nucleotide messenger RNA. Its product is annotated as galactose-specific lectin nattectin-like. The transcript is spliced from 9 exons. Lineage: Eukaryota; Metazoa; Chordata; Actinopteri; Syngnathiformes; Syngnathidae. Bases 158 to 664 code for a protein of 168 amino acids. The record is from RefSeq and is a predicted model, not a curated record.